This is a messenger RNA of Oncorhynchus masou masou (cherry salmon), 540 nucleotides long. Its product is annotated as CKLF-like MARVEL transmembrane domain-containing protein 8. The transcript has 5 exons. Gene Ontology annotation, biological process: myelination. Lineage: Eukaryota; Metazoa; Chordata; Actinopteri; Salmoniformes; Salmonidae. Gene Ontology annotation, cellular component: membrane. The record is from RefSeq and is a predicted model, not a curated record. Gene Ontology annotation, molecular function: structural constituent of myelin sheath.
AAAAGCGGUAGAUCGAUAUUGAAAAUGGAAGGAUCAGCGACGCGCACUGUGAUAACGUCUACCAGCAGCAGCACGGAACACUUUUCCAACUCUACUCUGAUUUACGACAGGCAGUUUCUUCGCACUACUUCGGGGCUUCUCGUUUCGCAGAAAUAGUAAGUAGUGUUUGGUCUGCUGGUAUGGAUGCUGAUAGCAGGGACGGAGUACUUCCGUGUGUCUGCCUUUGGGUGGGUCAUGUUUGUGGCCAUCUUGUACUGGGUCCUGACGGUCAUCUUCCUCAUCAUCUACCUGACCAUGGCUUACAACAGGAUCCCUCAGGUCCCCUGGACAACUGUGGGUCUGUUCUUCAACAGUAGUGCUACAGUGAUGUAUGUGGUGUUCUACAGGGCCUCAGCAGUAGAAACAGCCUCAAUCAGCCAUGCUGUUAAGGGACGCCAUAACUACAACUGCUGGGUGGCAUCCACAGCUUUUACCUUCCUGGUCACGCUCUGCUAUGCAGGAAGUACAUAUUUAGUUUUAAAUUCUGGCGCUCGAGGAUGA